This is a messenger RNA of Bolinopsis microptera, 1004 nucleotides long. RefSeq names its product sulfotransferase 1C2-like. The coding region runs from base 53 to 940 and encodes 295 amino acids. Gene Ontology annotation, biological process: sulfation. Gene Ontology annotation, cellular component: cytoplasm. The transcript has a single exon. Lineage: Eukaryota; Metazoa; Ctenophora; Tentaculata; Lobata; Bolinopsidae. Gene Ontology annotation, molecular function: sulfotransferase activity. The record is from RefSeq and is a predicted model, not a curated record.
GAAAGCUCGACAUUCGAUCCAACACCUGCAAAACUACAAAAAUUAAAGAGUUAUGAAUGGUCCUCCCCCUUUCGGAAAGCACGACAUAUUCCCAAACCAAGUUUAUAACAACAUUGCAGUGCCUCCAAACUGCCCACCUGAAAGAUGUGCUGCUCUCCAUACUGAGGCUUUUACACCUCGACCUGACGACAUUGUGGUGUCCACAUUCGCCAAAAGUGGCACCACUUGGCUCCAAAACAUGGUGUACAAUCUUGUGGGUUGCCCCAACGGACCCAUAGUCCGGAUUACUGAGACAGUUCCUUGGUUACAGGAUUCAUGGUCAGUAAAGUUGGAGGAUAUUGAGAAGAUGAAGGGACCCCGAGUGUUCAAGACUCAUGAUUACUGGAGCUGGAUGCCGGAGAAGUUGAGGGAUACAGCUCGUUUUAUUUACUGCUCCAGAAAUCCUAAAGACCAAGCCGUGUCAUACUUUCAUCACAUGAAAACUCUGGAGAAAAUCUAUGGUAAAAUAUGUGCUGAGAUGACAUUCAAUGAGUAUUUUGAUCAGAUUUACACCAAAAAAGAUGUGGCCGAAUUUGGUAUGUGGGAAGAUCACAAUAUAGAAUGGCUCGAACAGUCAGCUAGAAAAAACAUCCUGUUUGUAACUUAUGAAGAUCUGAGGGAAGACACUGAAAGGGAGUUAAGAAAAAUGAUAGAAUUUCUGGGUCUAUCUGUGGACGAGGAAAUAAUUGCCGAGACUCUCAAACAGGGUGGGUUUAAGCACAUGCAAAAGAGCAGCAAUCUGAACUACUCUUGGGCUACUGAAGGUUCGAAGACAGGAUUGGUACGAAAAGGUCAGGUUGGAGGGUGGGCCGAAUAUUUGAGAGAAAAGCAAUCUGCUUAUUUUGAUGGACCAAUUAAAAGGGUUAUUGAAGCUGGUGGUAACGUGAGGUGUAACCUCUAAGAGUUAUAAACUCGAGAAUUUAUGUACAUCGAAUCUUUGCAUGGCAAAUGAUCUGCAACUUGAU